AUGUAUGGUCUCAAACAGUCCAGUAGGGUCUGGAACAACCAGCUGGACCAGGCGUUACAAGAAUUCGGAUUGACUCAAUCGAAGGUGGAUACUAUACGUAUCUCUAUUACCACGGAAGGAAAGAUGCUUUUCGUCACAAUAUACGUCGACGAUUUUCUAGUCUUUACCAACGAAGAUCAGGCGAAACAGCACUUGAAGAGGUUUCUGUGUGAUCGAUUCCGGAUGAAGGAUAUGGGUAUCGUUAAAUACUCUUUCGGAAUUCGGAUCAAUCGCGAUUUGGAGGCAGGAAAAAUUCCCCUGGAUCAAUCCAUCUACAUUAAAGAUGUUCUCAAUCGGUUCAAAAUGAUGGAUGUCAUUCAGCUAAGUAAGGGAAAAGAAAAGGAUAAGGAAAAGGAUAAGGAAAAGGAUAAGGAAAAGGAUAAGGAAAAGGAUAAGGAAAAGGAUAAGGAAAAGGAUAAGGAAAAGGAUAAGGAAAAGGAUAAGGAAAAGGAUAAGGAAAAGGAUAAGGAAAAGGAUAAGGAAAAGGAUAAGGAAAAGGAUAAGGAAAAGGAUAAGGAAAAGGAUAAGGAAAAGGAUAAGGAAAAGGAUAAGGAAAAGGAUAAGGAAAAGGAUAAGGAAAAGGAUAAGGAAAAGGAUAAGGAAAAGGAUAAGGAAAAGGAUAAGGAAAAGGAUAAGGAAAAGGAUAAGGAAAAGGAUAAGGAAAAGGAUAAGGAAAAGGAUAAGGAAAAGGAUAAGGAAAAGGAUAAGGAAAAGGAUAAGGAAAAGGAUAAGGAAAAGGAUAAGGAAAAGGAUAAGGAAAAGGAUAAGGAAAAGGAUAAGGAAAAGGAUAGAAAAAGGAUAAAGAAAAAGGAUAAGGAAAAGGAUAAGGAAAAGGAUAAGGAAAAGGAUAAGGAAAAGGAUAAGGAAAAGGAUAAGGAAAAGGAUAAGGAAAAGGAUGAGGAAAAGGAUAAGGAAAAGGAUAAGGAAAAGGAUAAGGAAAAGGAUAAGGAAAAGGAUAAGGAAAAAGGAUAAGGAAAAGGAAGCAAAAAGGAUAAGGAAAAGGAUAAGGAAAAGGAAAAGGAAAAGGAAAAGGAUAAGGAAAAGGAUAAGGAAAAGGAUAAGGAAAAGGAUAAGGAAAAGGAUAAGGAAAAGGAUAAGGAAAAGGAUAAGGAAAAGGAUAAGGAAAAGGAUAAGGAAAAGGAUAAGGAAAAGGAUAAGGAAAAGGAAUUGUCAUCCUUAUUGGAAAUGGGAUGCGAAGCAGAUGAGUUUACGCUAGCGUACAUCAGAUGGCGCGAUCAAACGCAUGGGCAGCUCAAGAAGAUGCGCAAAGUGAAAAGCAAAAUGCUUAUAGGGGAUGGCGGUGAAGAGGGUUGA
Messenger RNA from Uranotaenia lowii, 1353 nucleotides. RefSeq names its product nipped-B-like protein B. Lineage: Eukaryota; Metazoa; Arthropoda; Insecta; Diptera; Culicidae. The record is from RefSeq and is a predicted model, not a curated record.